AUGAUGGCAGCGGAGCCCUCGCCGUCGGUUCCCUCCACCGCCGCUGACGACCUCGAAACCCUCGCCCUCGACUCAUCCUCGUCGUCCGCCGCCGCUACCGCCUCCGCCUCCACCGACCCCCUCCUCCGGCCACCUACCUCCCCGACCACCGCCGCGAGUGACGAUCCCUUCGUCAUCGACGACUUCCCCGACGAGGACGACUUCUCCACCGCCCCGUCGCCCAGCGUCGCCCGCCCGCCGCGCGCAGCCCGCGGCGAUGCGGCGUCCCUGGUGUUCGCCAAAAUCACCGUAUCCGAUCCCAAGAAGCACGCGGAGCCCAGCGGCGCGGGUGCCGCCGGUGUGAUCCCGGGGUCCGGCAGCUACUUCUCUUACCUCAUCACCACCCGUCUUGCUGGCGGCGGCGGGGAGGUCCGCGUGCGGCGGCGCUUCCGCGACGUGGUGGCCCUAGCGGACCGCCUUGCCGCAGCCCACCGCGGCCUCUUCGUCCCGGCCCGGCCUGACAAGAGCGUCCUCGAGGGGCAGGUCAUACAGCGCCACGACUUCGUGAGCCAGCGGUGCGCUGCGCUCCAGCGCUACCUCUGCCGCCUUGCCGCGCACCCCAUCGUCGGCCAGAGCCCUGAUCUCCGCACGUUCCUCACGGAGCCUGGUUCCAUCCCCGCCUUUCAGGGUGAGGCCCCACGGUACUGGACUACCACUGUGAAUGCUGCUGCUCCACUGGUGCCGACGAAAGCUGGGAGGAACUUGUUUGGGAUGUUUAAGGGUCUCAAGCAGACGGUGGUGAAUGGACUGGUUGCAACAAAGCCUCCACCUGUGGAAAAGGAGACAGACAAGGAGUUCCUGGCGCACAAGGCUAGGUUUGAGGACUUACAGCAGCAGCUCACCACAACAUCGCAGCAGGCGGAAGCGCUUGUUAAAACCCAAGAUGAUCUUAGAGAAACCACAGGUCACUUGGGAAUGACAUUGAUUAAGCUGGCAAAAUUUGAAAGAGAGCAGGCAACAUGUAAUUCCCUAAGAAGACGGUCUGGUGAAAUCCAUAAUUUUGCAAAUUCUGUUUUGAAGAUGAGCAGGUCACAGAUAAAAUUAAACUCUGAAAUUGUGAAACACCUGGGUAGUAUCCAUGAAUACUUGGAGAUGAUGAUAUCAGUUCAUCAUGCAUUUACAGAUCGCUCUAAUGCUUUACAUUACGUACAAAGUCUGUCAGCAGAUUUGUUUUCCUUGCACACCAGGGCAGGGAGACUUGAAUCUUCAUCAGCAAGAGAUAUGGGGCAUGAGUGGUCAACAUAUCAGAAAGUAGAGGGGUUGAAAGAAACAAUAAGAUCAGCGGAAGCAGCCAAAAGUGAUGCAGUUAGAGAAUAUGAAAGCAUUAAGGAAAACAACAAGAUUGAAAUAAAAAGAUUUGACAAGGAAAGACGCCAGGAUUUCAUCGAGAUGCUGAAAGGUUUUGUGGUAACUCAGGUGUCUUAUUCAGAUCAUUUUGCUAAUAUGUGGACAAAGGUAACAGAGGAAACAGAAGUAUAUGCAAACAGGAGCAACUGA
Molecule: messenger RNA, 1536 nt
Organism: Miscanthus lutarioriparius
Lineage: Eukaryota; Viridiplantae; Streptophyta; Magnoliopsida; Poales; Poaceae
Source: the annotation of a GenBank genome assembly